Anneissia japonica is the source of this 5071-nucleotide messenger RNA. RefSeq names its product speedy protein A-like. The record is from RefSeq and is a predicted model, not a curated record. Gene Ontology annotation, molecular function: protein kinase binding. NCBI's taxonomy places the organism in Eukaryota, Metazoa, Echinodermata, Crinoidea, Comatulida, Comatulidae. The transcript is spliced from 5 exons. The coding region runs from base 1400 to 2425 and encodes 341 amino acids. Gene Ontology annotation, biological process: positive regulation of cyclin-dependent protein serine/threonine kinase activity.
ACAGUGCAUGCAUAUGGUCACAAAUUCAAGAUAGCAGCCAACAUGCAUAAAUCAGAAAAAAAUUCUAUUUUAUUAAAUUUAGCAUAAUUCUGUACAUAUUCAACCAACUUUUGUCAUCUAAACUGUAGAUUACUCACAUCAAUGUGUUCUUUCUAUUGAAUUAAUGUGAUAAGAGCAUGAGUAUACUGCAGAAACUAUAUCAGAAAUUUCUCUCAUAGUCCAUUAUCAGACACUGCUAUCAUAAGCCAUUGGUCAUCUGCCAAAAUGUAGGACCAAUUACCAAAUCCCUAAAACUACAUUCACACUGUACUCGGCAUGCCUGUCAAAUGAAUUGAAAUCAACCUUAACACAUUCCAUUUUACAAAAAACUUCCAUGAACCUUAAAAUAACAUAUUCCAUUUUUUCACAAAAAAAAUUCUACAAAAGCAUGAGUAUAUAUGCAUAAGCACAGUACACUCAAAAACUGAUUUGCUGUCACUGAUCAUAGGAAAUAAAUUCAUUCUGGAUUCAGUUAAUUAUUUGUCACUGAUCGGUGUAGAUCUUUUUGCAAGUCAUUGAAUUUUGGUGAUUCAGAUUUGGGUGUGAAUUUUUUUUUUUUUUUUGGGAGUGGGAGGGGGGUCAUGUAAAGUGGUAACGUCCCAGACAUAACAGUUAACCAAUUUACAAGGAAGAGAUGAUUAAAUUUUGGUGAAAAUCCAGAUUAGGGUGUGGAUUUGGGGGGUCAUUUAAAGGGCUGAAGUCCCAGACCUAAAUACCUCAAAAACUCAUCAAUGGAUCUGAAAGAAACUUUUAGAAUGGUUUUCAUGAUCCAAAGAAGUAAGUGAUUAAAUUUUGAUAGGGUGGAGACCCUUAAAACUGAUCAAUAGAUCUAAAUGAAACUUUCUAGAAUGGUUUGUCAUGGCUACCGGAUCACACAUAACUAAAAAGUUGGUUAAGACGUUCGCUUUGUGACCGGUCCUGGGUUCAAAUCCUGGUGGAGGUAGAGAUUCUGUUUUCAUUAUUUUUUUCAAAAGCAAAAGAUGUAUGGAAAUUUUAUAAAGGGUAAUUAUGGGGUGGGUGGAGGUACACACUCUUAAAGUGUGCUCUAAGUUAUUUUUAAAGUAAGGUGUAUAAGUCCACCAAUUACAUUUUUUUUAUUGCAUUUUACAACCCAUUUGUUUUGAAAAAAAAUUUUAAUGGUUUAUAAACACAUAUGCACAUGUAAUUACCACUUUAGAAACACUAGGGCUUACGCCAGUGUGAGUAGUUAUAAUACAACAAAUUUACCAUGCUUUUUAUGUUUCUACAUUUAUUUCAUAUUUUUCAGAUAUAAAAAUAUUGAAAAUCUGCACACAUUGAGUUAUGGGAAGUGAAUGUCAUCUUUGUUUAACUAUAAUAAUGCAAGAGAAUCAUUAGACCUAUGUCGAAUCCAGAAAUUAUGGAGAGCAAAGAACUGGUUUUUGAUGCAUUAAAGACAUUUCUAGUAACACCACCAUCAUCAAAUGAAGGUAUUACAGAUGGCCAUCAAAAAAUCGUGAAACGUGUUGUAGUAGCAAGUGUACCAGACGCAAAUGGAUGGAAAAGGAGAUGCAGCUGGCAGGAAUUGGAGACGGAGAUCACUGGUUCUCUAACACCCAUCAAAAGAUUAAGGAAUUCAUCAAUGACAGUUAAAAGCAAAGAAAUGAAUGCAUUUUUCAAACUUUUUGAAAAUGAUACAAUUCAGGAUUUUCUUUGGAUGGACAGAUGUGCCAAAAUAGCAGACAAGUAUCUUUUAGCAAUGGUAUUUGCAUAUUUCAAGAGAGCAGAACUGAAGACAAAGCAGUAUACCAAAAUGAAUUUCUUUAUUGCAUUGUACCUUGCAAAUGAUAUGGAAGAAGAUGAAGAAGAUUACAAAUACGAAAUAUUUCCAUGGGCUCUUGGAAAAGAUUGGAGACAUAAAUACACAAAAUUUCUAUACAAGAAAGAUCGGUUUUGGAAGUCCAUCAGCUUUAGAGCUGCAGUUAGUAGAAGAUGCUGUGAAGAGAUUAUGGCAAUUGCUCCAUACCAUGUGAUCUGGAAACGCAAUAGAGCAUUACACCACGGAGGAGCAUUUCGAACAUAUGAUAGUGAUGACGAGUUUCUCCCGCGAGGUCCCAGUGCAUCCCCUGUUCACUGUGAGGCUUGUGCUAAGACAGGAACAUUUGCCUACACACCUCAAAGUUCAUCUAGUGCUGAUAGCUCUUAUUUGUUUCUUUCUUCUUGCACUGAUACCUCAAGUGAUGAAGAAACUCACUGUCAGGAUCAGGCAGUACCAAAGAGCUUUGAUAUGACAGGUGAUUCAAUAUUUCAUAAAUCCAGCAGCAUUACUACUACAAUAUCAAUUUUGUAUAUGACAAAUUUGUGUUAUGUACCCAUAUGCAUAUGCCAAAUAUGGGCAUAUCACACACAUUUAUCACAUAAAAGUUGAUAUUAUCUGGAGAGGGAACUAUGAGUUUUGUAUUUAUAUAAAUAUAAGAAUAUAGUUGUAAUCAAAAGGUUUUCAUUCUUUUAUAUUAUAGGACCAUUAAUGUUGGCUCUUUCUCUAUAAUUUUUUUUUUAUUUGCAGGUCUUCAAAAUACUUUACAGACCAGUGAUGAUGCAUAUUUUUGGGCAAGUAAGGAGGAUUAAUUUGUUUUGUAUAGAAUGUACAGACUUCAGUGUACAGUACUGGCUUGUUGAUCAUCCGCAUGGUAACAAUGUUCUUAAGAGUUGCAUCAAAAUAAAAAUAAAAAUAAAUCUGGUAAAUGUAAUGAUUAUUCUGGUAAAAAUGGACCUGGUAGAAACAUAUGGUAAUGGUAAAUAUUUGAGAACUUGUACAGUGUAGCACAUAAUACAUUCCUUUGUGAUGUAACAAAAUGGGAAAUAUAACAAUUAAUGCUCAGGAUACAAAGAAAGUUUUAAAAAAAAAACUCAGAAUAUUGCAUAUGAAAUGAUGGUAAAAAUAAAUCCUAGGUAUAAAGUAAGAAUUUGUAAGCUGAAUUUUGGAAUCAGAUUUAGAAAAUAUCAUUUGUGCUGCAAAAUAAUGUACAUUAGUUCUUUAUUUUUAUCAUGUUACCACUACAGGCAAUUUUUACCAUUUCAUCACUACAGACUAUCUUUACUAGGGCAAUUGUUGUCUUGUUCCACAAACAUUAGAAUUCUCUAAGGAUAUACUGUACAUUGUUUUAUACUAGUUGCCUUUUUCCCAACUUUUUUUUCAGUAUAAAACAAACAAUUAGUUAUCCAUUCUGGCAAAACCCUACUUUGCUGGAAACAUUCUUUGCAUAUUAAGAUGUUGCCAUCGAAUUUGUGACUAAACCUACCUGGAUAAACUGAUAAAUGCUAAGUUAUUUUUUCAUUUUGUGCAACUCUCUAUAAUAGAAUCACUUAUCUCUUCGUACAAAAGCCCUGUAAAUCCCAAUAGCCUCAUUUUCAUUGAUAAAAAAUAAGACGAAAUAUUUGCGAAGUUAUGAUAAAUUUACAAAUACAGUAUUAUGUCAGUCAUGCAGAAUUUAUGAAAAUUAUUUGGUUUUGUGACACAUACACAAACAAUAGCUCAACACCACUAAUUUCUAAAAUGAUGUCAAAAUUAAUGCAUCUGUUAGCAACAUAUGGUUCUCCUCCCCAAAAUUUUCUUUUGGUUAUUUGCACAAAUUUCUGAAAGCCAAUAAAAUGGGUUCCCAAUGAAAUAAUUUAAAAAUCUUGUAUAAAUUGAUGAAAUGAUGAAAACAUUAUACUAUACUGUAAGAUUGGUGUUCACACAUGGCAAUUUAGAAACCCCCCCCCCCAAAAAAAAAAAAAAAUUUUUUUAAUUAAAGAAAUUCGAGGACAAGGAUGCUCCAGAAUGCCUUGAUUUAGGGAUGCAUUAACACCCGUUUUCGUAAAUAAAAAUACCAUUAUGGUAAAAAAUAGCAAUACUUAAAAGUUCUAGUUUUCAGAAAUGCAAAAGUUAAAAAUAGUGUUUUACCAGAAAUUAUCACAUUUUAUAAAUGAAUACAAAUUGUAAAUAUAUUAGCUUGUUCCAGAUAAAAUAUAAUAAAAAUCUGAAUAUACACAAUCACAUUAAAAUGUAUGCUUACAAUUUGAGUGUUAAAAGACCACCGCAAGUUUAGCUUUCAAACUUUACAAUAACAUAUCAAGAUUUAAGAAACUGACAAUAAUACUGUAUAUCAAAACAAUUUUGCAAUUCUAUAAUAUUUAUAUAUUUACAUGGAAUAUGUAGAAAGUAUUUACAAAGUAGUUAAUGAUGAAGAAAGCAAACAGAUUCUCAGUUUAUGCAGCAAUACUCCACAUAUUAUCUUUAUUUUUACAAAUAUAAAAAUUCCGUUUAUAAUGUUGAGUAUAUUUUAGUCGUAUGAAAUCUAUUAAAAACUUUACUUUAUUAUUAGUUUUUAUAUUGUGUAUUAAAAAAACACCAAUUAGAAGAUAAAGAUUCUUUUAGGACAUUAUUAUCAUUAUAUGAGUUUAACUUAGAAUGAACACUUUUCUUCAUAAAAUUCAGAUACAAAUGAUAUAUUUGUUUCAAAAUCAAUGGUUGGAUAAGGGUAAAAAACAUUGAUGACUAAUUGAAAGUAUGUUUGUAAAUCUAAAUAAACAAGAAUCAAAUUCUCCAACAACAUACAGAAAUUAAUGCCACGGUGGCAGUAGAUCCUUUAUAGAACAAUCAAUAUUUGUCACAUAUUUAAUAAUAUGACACGUUUAUAUUUUAACAUUGUUAUUUUUGCUUAUUUAAUUUUUAAAAAGUAAUUUAUAGACAUAUUUAAUAUUUAUAUUUAAUAUUUAAGAAAGCCCAGGUGGCAGUAUUUAUGAAUUUUGAAAAAAAAAAAUGUUUUACUUUGUAUUACAGUACUUUAAGAAAUCGAAAAACUCAUUGUUUGUAUAUUUUCUGUUUUCUAUUAUCUGUUUAACAAUAUGUACCCUGUAUUAAAGAUUGUUUUCUAAAUUGUAAUGUUCCUGUUCUUCGGUAUUUAUAUCAAAUAUAAUAUUGUGAAACAGUCGUUCUCAAAAUAAUUAGAAUUACAGUAUACUGCAAUCAUAAAUGUUACAUGUUAUGAAAAGAGAGUUUGAAAUAAUAAAGUUAUACCAUGUUAUCACA